Strongylus vulgaris is the source of this 236-nucleotide messenger RNA. NCBI's taxonomy places the organism in Eukaryota, Metazoa, Nematoda, Chromadorea, Rhabditida, Strongylidae. The record is from the annotation of a GenBank genome assembly.
AUGAAAGGAAUCAUGCGAGCUGAUGACGCCGAAGAAGCGAUUGCUCGAGGUGUGCACGGAAUAAUUGUAUCGAAUCAUGGAGGACGACAACUGGAUAGCGCUCCUGCUACUAUAGACGUACUUCCGAGCAUUGUGCAAGCUGUUAAUGGGAGAGUUCCGGCCAUAGCACUUGGCGCCAGCGGGGUAUUCGUUGGUCGUCCCGUGAUCUGGGGUUUGACCGUAGGGGUAAGCUAGAG